Molecule: messenger RNA, 2556 nt
Organism: Macaca mulatta (Rhesus monkey)
Lineage: Eukaryota; Metazoa; Chordata; Mammalia; Primates; Cercopithecidae
Source: RefSeq, a predicted model, not a curated record
CCCUGAUCCUGAGUCCUGUCCUGAUCCUGGGUCCUACCCUGAUCUGAUCCUGAGACCUGCCCUGAUGCUGAGUCCUGUUCUGAUCCUGAGUCCUGUUCUGAUCCUGAGUUCUAUUUUGAUCUUGGGUCCUGUCUUGAUCCUGUGUCCUGCCCUGAUCCUGAGUCCUGCCCUGAUCCUGAGUCCUGUCCUGAUCCUGGGUCCUGUCUUGAUCCUGGGUCCUACCCUGAUCUGAUCCUGAGACCUGCCCUGAUGCUGAGUCCUGUUCUGAUCCUGAGUCCUGUUCUGAUCCUGAGUCCUAUUCUGAUCCUGAGUCCUGUUUUGAUCCUGGGUCCUGUCUUGAUCCUGUGUCCUGCCCUGAUCCUGAGUCCUGUUCUGAUCCUGAGUCCUGUUCUGUUCCUGAGUCCUGUUUUGAUCCCAGGUCCUGUCUUGAUCCUGGGUCCUGCCCUGUUUCUGAGUCCUGUCCCGAAACUGCCCUGAUCCUGAGUCCUAUUCUGAUCCUGAAUCCUUUCCUCAUCCUGGAUCUUAUGAGAUCCUGGGUUUCAUCUUGUUCUGCCCAUGGGUGAUGGCCCAGGAUGGGAUCACCUGCUCUACGGUGACUCCAUGCAUGGUCUCCCUGUGCCUUCCGUAAACUUUCCCUGGGACUUUUGGAGUCAAGGCAGCAUCAGUCAGCAUUAGCAUCAGCAUCAGCACAGGCAUGGGUUGAAUAGGAUCCCCUCAUUCCUGUCCACCUGGAAACUCUGAAUGUGACCUUAUUUGGACACUGGGUCUUUGCAGAUGUAAUCAAGUUAAGAUGAGGUUAUACUGGAGUAGGGUGGGCCCUGAUCCAAUGUCUGGUGUCCCCGUAAGAGAAAGGAGGGGAGGAGGUGAGACACAGACACUCAGUGGAGAAGACCACUUGAGGAUAGAGGCAGAGACGAAGGAUGCAGCCACAAGCGAAGAAUGUCUGGCCACCAUCAGAAGCUGGAAGAUGCAGAAAGAAUCCUCCCCUGGAGCCUUCAGAGAGUGCGUGUCCCACGGAGAACUUGAUCUUGAACUUCCGUCUGCCUGAACUGCGAGGCAUCAAUGUCCAUGUUAAGGCUCCAGUUGGGGGCCAUUUGUUAUGGCAGCCCCAGGAAAUGAACACUGGUAGCAAGGAUGAGCACAGCAUCAAAGCCAAGUCCCCGUUCCCGUUGCCCUCACUGGCACAGAAGGACAGGGGUCUUGUCAUUUUUCAGAGGACAUGUGAGGAAAAUCAUGAACUAAAGAAAAAGUGCAAAACUAUAUACACCUGAGUUUGUUUUAAGGUAUUUUAAGAUAAAGCAAACAAACAGUUUCCCUAUGGAAAUGGCAUAAACAGGAACCAGGAAAUGACUGUGUGUCCAGCAUCACUCCUGACCCUGGGCAGGCAUAUAAAGGGCCCAGGCUCAGGAAGCUCCACACCUGCACACCUCCCUCUCACCUGCUCCUCUACCUGCUCCACCCUCAACCCACCAGAACCAUGGGCUGCUGUGGCUGCUCUGGAGGCUGUGGCUCCGGCUGUGGGGGCUGUGGCUCCAUGGGCUGUGGCCGGCUGUGCUGCGCUCCGCUGUGCUGCGCCGCUGUGGCUGUGGCCGGCUGUUCCUGGCUCCGGCUGUGGGCCUGUGGGGGUUCCAGGGCUGUGGCCCGCUGCUGCUGCAAGCCGUGUGCGCGGGCGCGUUGUCAGCUGUGCUCUGUGGGGGUCCAAGGGGGCUGUGGCUCUGUGGGAGCCAGCAAGGCUUAGCCUGUGCUCCCAGGCUGUGGAUCUUGUGGCUGCUGCCAGUCCAGCUGCUGCAAGCCCUGCUGCUCCUCAGGCUGUGGGUCAUCCUGCUGCCAGUCCACCUGCUGCAAACCCUGCUGUUCCCAGUCCAGCUGCUGUGUCCCCGUGUGCUGCCAGUGCAAGAUCUGAGGGUGUGACUUUGGAUCUCAGGUGAGUCCAGCAUGUCCACACUACCCAAGAAGUGACCAGCACUGCAUUUCAGUCCUGUCUGUCCCACAGCUCUAGAAGUUGUGUCCCCUGAAUUUUGUGGAAGGUGAUGACUCCAGGUUCUUGGCCUGUGCUGACCCUUUCCAGUCAUUCUUCAUGAGAACUCUCUUCCUCUCUCCUGAUGCCCAGCACCCUCCCAGUUCCCAGAGCCCUGCAAUCUCCUCUGACAAGCCCCUUGCCAGGUCCUGCUGGGACAGGGCCCUCCCUGUCCAUGACUCCUCCUGUCCUCCUUCUCCAGAGCAGCGGCAGGUCGGGGAGGCGGUGGAGAUCUGCCCCCAACCCCAAAAGGCUCCAAACCUUCCUCCCCAGGAGGUGGCCACUCUUGUGGCUUCUCUCUCAGUUAAGGGUCACCAGGACCUGAGACACUUUAAAUAAACACAUUUCCCACCCGCAAGACUUGCUCUCACUGCAGCUUUCAAAAAAAAAAUAAAACUUUUAUUUUAGGUUCAGAGGAGCAUGUGCAGGUCUGUUACGUAGGUAAACUCAUGUCCUGGGGAUGUGUCGUACAGAUUAUUUCAUCACCCAGGCACUAAACCAAGUACCCAUUAGUUAUUUUUCCUGUUCCUCUCCCUCCU